CAUGACAGCAAAAUAAACAACAUUUUUUUUUUCAACAAAAUGAUUCUUUGUCUUAUUGUUCUUCUAUGUCUCUCUUCCACACAAACAACUCUCUCUCUAAACAACGAUGCCACCAUUCUCCGGCAAGCCAAAUUGGGCCUAUCCGACCCAGACCAGUCUCUAUCUUCGUGGUCCAACAACGACGCCACACCGUGCCAGUGGCGCGGCAUCACCUGCGACGUCACGUCAGCCGUCGUCUCCGUCAAUCUUUCCAACUUUAUGCUCGCCGGUCCUUUCCCCUCCAUCCUAUGUCGCCUCUCGUCUCUAUCUUUCCUUUCUCUCACUAACAACAACAUUAAUGGUUCUCUCUCCGGCGACGACUUCACGGCAUGUAAAAAUCUCAGCUUUCUUGAUUUGUCGGAGAAUCUCUUGGUGGGGUCCAUCCCGGAGUCACUCCCUUUCAAACUUCCGAACCUCCAGUUCCUCGACAUCUCCGGUAACAACUUAUCAGACAUGAUUCCGGCUAGAUUCGGAGAGUUCCGCAAGCUCGAGUCGUUGAACCUCGCCGGGAAUUUCCUCUCCGGUAGCAUCCCCGCCUCGCUCGGCAACGUGUCGACUCUGAGAGAACUCAAACUCGCUUACAAUUUGUUUUCUCCGAGUCGGAUUCCGAGUCAACUAGGAAAUCUCACGGAGCUCCGUGUUCUCUGGCUCGGUGGCUGUAAUCUCGUGGGUACGGUCCCUCCAUCUCUGUCCAGAUUGACUCGCUUGGUUAACUUGGAUUUGUCAACGAAUCGACUCACCGGACCUGUCCCGAGUUGGAUCACACAGCUGAAGAGCGUCGAGCAGAUCGAGCUAUUCAACAACUCGUUCUCAGGCGAGUUACCGGAGGCGAUGGAUAACAUGACGAUGCUGAGGAGAUUCGACGCAUCGAUGAACAAGCUGAAUGGGAGUAUACCCGACGGCUUGACUCGGUUAAACCUCGAGUCGCUCAAUCUCUUCGAGAACAUGCUCGAAGGGACCUUGCCGGAGAGCAUAACUCGCUCCAAAACGUUGACUGAGCUCAAGCUUUUCAACAACAGACUUACCGAAGCAGUACCGAGUCAACUCGGCGCGAACUCGCCGUUACAGUUUGUGGACCUAUCGUAUAAUCGUUUUUCAGGUGAGAUACCGGAAAAUAUGUGCGGGGAAGGGAAACUUGAGUAUCUAAUGCUUAUAGGCAAUUCAUUUUCGGGUGGAAUUCCGAAUAAUCUGGGAAAGUGCAGGAGCUUGACUCGUGUCCGAUUGAGUAACAACAAGCUUUCCGGUCAAAUCCCGGACGAAUUCUGGGGGUUGCCUCGCUUGUCGCUGCUCGAACUCUCCGAUAAUUUGUUCACCGGAAAAAUUCCCGAGACAAUCUCCGGUGCUAAGAAUUUAUCUAACAUGCGAAUCUCGAAGAACCGGUUUUCAGGUUCCAUCCCCGGCGAAAUCGGAUUGCUUGACGGGUUGAUCGAGAUUUCCGGAGCGGAAAACAGUUUCACCGGCGAGAUUCCUAACGGUUUGGUGAAACUGAAGCAACUGAGCAGGCUCGAUCUCAGUACGAAUCAACUUUCCGGCGAGAUUCCUGGAGGAAUUCGAGGCUGGAAGAAUCUGAACGAGCUCAAUUUAGCCAACAAUCAUCUCUCCGGUGAAAUCCCUAGAGAUAUCGGAACGUUGCAUGUUCUCAACUACCUCGAUCUCUCAAACAAUCAAUUUUCCGGGGAAAUUCCGCUGGAACUGCAGAAUCUGAAGCUUAACGUUCUAAAUCUGUCGUAUAAUCAUCUCUCCGGUAGAAUCCCUCCUCUCUACGCUGAUAAAAUCUACGCUCACGACUUCCUCGGAAACCCCGACCUGUGCGUCGAUCUCGAUGGUCUUUGCCACAAGAUCGCACGGCCUAAAAACAACGGCUACGCCUUGAUUCUCCUAUCGAUUUUCACACUCGCCGGUCUGGUUUUCUUCGUCGGGAUCUUUAUGCUCAUCGCCAAGUGCAGGAAGAUCAGAGACUCCAAGAGUCCUAAACUCGCCGCGCCGAAAUGGAGAUCCUUCCACAAGCUUCGCUUCAGCGAGCACGAGAUCGUCGAUUGCCUCGAUGAACGGAACGUAAUCGGAUCCGGUUCCUCCGGUAUAGUCUACAGAGCUGAGCUUAGCGGCGGAGAAGUCGUAGCGGUGAAGAAACUAAACAAAACGGCCAAAGGAGGAGACGAAUACAACGAUUCGUUGAACAGAGACGUUUUCGCCGCGGAGGUCGAAACGCUUGGAACGAUUAGGCAUAAGAGUAUCGUGCGUUUGUGGUGUUGCUGCAGCUCCGGAGAUUGUAAGUUGUUGGUAUACGAGUACAUGCCUAACGGGAGCUUGGCCGAUGCGUUGCACCGCCACCGCAAAGGCGGGGUUCUAAAAGUUGUGAUCAUGCUUCAAGAAGUCUCUGGUGCUGUUUCUUGUGGCGGUAAAAACGCGUCUAAACCUACUAAGAGCGGUGGGAAACUCUCGCCAUACUACACGGAAGACUUAAACAACGUUUGA
Messenger RNA from Thlaspi arvense, 2514 nucleotides. Lineage: Eukaryota; Viridiplantae; Streptophyta; Magnoliopsida; Brassicales; Brassicaceae. The record is from the annotation of a GenBank genome assembly.